CGCGAAGAAGAAGCAGAAGAAGAACAGUCCUCGGUAAUGUCGAAGCCCCCUGCAGCUCUUCCUGGGCCAGUUUCCCGAUCAACCAAGAUGAGCAAAGCGUCCGCCAAACGCGAUGUAUUCCAGCCAGCUAAGCAUGAAUCGGAAGGGGGGAGCCUGUGGCGCGGCAGCUUCGGUUCCCUCUUCACGUCGUCACGCCUGACUGCUAGACGGCUAGCGGACGACACCGGAAACCAGACGACAUCAGAGACAGCGGUGGAGAGCAGGUCCGCGUUUGGGCACGGCCGAUUCCAGAAGACGAUGCUCCUCUGUGCCCAGCUGGCAACCAUGCUCGCCUACUCCUACAGCUUCACACUCUUCAUCGAUUUCGAGCCUGUCGAGCACUGGUGCGCGCCUCCGCAAGAGUUCGCCAACGUAUCCGAGGAGCAGUGGAAGGACGCGGCCAUACCACGUGACACAAAAGGCGGCUUCAAACAGUGCCAGCGUUACGACCCACUUGUUGCGCCUGAUUCCCAACUAACGACACCGCCGUUUCCGCCUGGAAACAGCUUGGAUGACAACCUCGGAGCCGACGCGCCGCCCAGCCUGGUGGUAGACAGAAGCAACGCCAGCGAGGUGCCUUGCGAACGCUUCGUCUACGCACUUGGCACUCCGGGCAGGAACGCUGUGGCCCGCUGGGACAUGGUCUGCAACAUGUCGCGGUACCAGGGUCUGGUGAAAGCAGCGUACGCGGGAGCCAGCGUCCUGGUCACACCAUGCGUUGGCAUAGCGUCGGACAUCCUAGGUCGCCGGCUGGUUCUUCUUAUGGCCUUGGCAGUGGUGAUAGGCUCGGGUGUGGCUACUUGCCUAGCAAGCUCCCUGUUGGCCUACGGACUUUUGCGCUGUUUGUCAUCGGCUGCCUGCAGCGCCAUAGAAGUGACGUCGUUCAUACUGCUCUUCGAGAGCACACAGCCUGGACCGCGGGGGCCGUACUGCGCCCUGGCCAUCUGCUGGCCCACGCUUCUCGCGCCCAUAUACGUCGCCGGACUAGCAGUUGUCUUUACGGAUUGGACCGCUUUCAACUUGAUGAUACUGCUACCGUCGGCAUUCCUGCUGGUCACGGCGUGUCUGGUCGACGAAUCACCGCAUUGGCUGAUCGUCAGCCUGCGCUUUGAAGACGCCGAGCGCGUCGCUCUGUACGCGGCCCGAUUCAACGACGAGGACACGGACCGCGUGCGCAGGCGCAUCGACGCUAUCCGCCACGCCGCCAGGCUCAGCCACCCACGUGGCCGAGGCGCAUGGCUGUUGGAGUCUGCCAAGCGCUCGCUGGCUGCUACGUUUAUGUGCGGUGGUUUGGCGCGCCGAAGCUUGGCGCUGAGCGUAGCCUGGUUCACAUUGUACCUGAUCUACUACGGCGGAGUGGCAACCGAUCACAAGUCAGUGAGCCACAGCUACGAGCUUUCCAAAUGGGUCGUGGUGACCGGAAAUGCGCCAGCAAUGGCGGUCGCCUACUUCCUGGUCAAACACCACGACCACCUGGCCUCUGCCGUCAUGGUGAUGUCCACGGUGGCGAUAGCACUAGCGGUCCAGUCUGCACUGGUGGCGUUUGAUCUGUCGCUGCCGCUAGCUGUACUCAUCAUGUGGAUGAAGCUGCUGCUGAACAUCACCUACGUCGUGCUAUGCGUGCACACGGUCGAGAUGUUCCCGACAGAAGUUCGUAGUGUCGGCUUCUCGGGCGCCUACAUGUGGGGUCGGCUGGGUGCCACGUCUGCCAGCGCUGUUAAGGACAUUGAGGAGCACCUAACCGGAAGCGCGAAGGCUCUCCCGCUUGCGUUUUCUGCUCUGGGUUUGGCCCUGUCAUCUCUGUUCUUGAUGACGCUUGGUAAUCAAGGGCCCCCUGAAGCGUCAAUGAUGGCGAUGAUGUGGCACGACGAGACGAAAAGAGAACAACACCGACGCCACCUAGUGCCCUUGGGUACUCGCGAAUGACAUUUUUGGUGUACCAUCCCUAUGGAGCACUGGUAACUGUGUGCAUGUGUCUAGUUUUACUGUUUGCCGUAUGUUUGCUCUCAAUGCGCCAUUAUAGAUGUCAGAAAUUGAUGCCAGAAUGUAAAUAUAUUUAGUUUUUUUAGUAGUUUUAGA
Molecule: messenger RNA, 2118 nt
Organism: Dermacentor albipictus
Lineage: Eukaryota; Metazoa; Arthropoda; Arachnida; Ixodida; Ixodidae
Product: solute carrier family 22 member 6-like
Biological process (GO): transmembrane transport
Cellular component (GO): membrane
Molecular function (GO): transmembrane transporter activity
Source: RefSeq, a predicted model, not a curated record